Molecule: messenger RNA, 435 nt
Organism: Hibiscus syriacus
Lineage: Eukaryota; Viridiplantae; Streptophyta; Magnoliopsida; Malvales; Malvaceae
Product: class V chitinase-like
Exons: 1
Coding region: 1-435 (144 amino acids)
Biological process (GO): chitin catabolic process; carbohydrate metabolic process
Cellular component (GO): extracellular region
Molecular function (GO): chitinase activity; chitin binding
Source: RefSeq, a predicted model, not a curated record
AUGGCAUCCAAACCCAUCUUCUUCCUUUCUUCUCAAUCCCACUUCUCUGGUGCACAAACUUGGAUUAAAGCUGGUUACUGGUACGCUAAUGGCGAAUUUCCCAUACAAUACAUAAAUUCAGCUUUGUUCACUCAUCUUUCAUUUGCCUUUGCUGAAGUGAACGCCUCAAAUUAUCAGCUCUCUAUCCCCUCUUCCUCCGAGCAAUAUUUAUCAACUUUUGCAACCAUAGUCAAACGAAGAAACCCAUCGGUUAAAACACUGUUAUCCGUCUGGAAUGGGAUAUCCGCAACAGGGAAAUCUAUAUCCGGUGAAAAGGUUAAUGACUCAAUUUUAUCUUCAAUGGUCUCAUCAUCUUCUACAAGGAAGUCUUUCAUUGAUUCCUCCAUGAAAGCAGAUUAUGCUUUUCAUGGAAUAGACUUGUUGGGUUUGGCCUAA